Messenger RNA from Clupea harengus (Atlantic herring), 1324 nucleotides. It is a transcript of the gene pter, whose product is annotated as phosphotriesterase related. Lineage: Eukaryota; Metazoa; Chordata; Actinopteri; Clupeiformes; Clupeidae. The transcript is spliced from 5 exons. Gene Ontology annotation, molecular function: zinc ion binding. The coding region runs from base 100 to 1149 and encodes 349 amino acids. The record is from RefSeq and is a predicted model, not a curated record. Gene Ontology annotation, biological process: catabolic process.
ACAAAACUUGUUGCUCCUGCAAGACAUUUGUGCAACUCCAGUGCUGGCCAAAGGGAUACCUUACAGGUUGGCUCUAAUGUCGUCUUUGGUCCAGACAAGAUGACAGCUUUAAGUGGGAAGGUGCAGACGGUGCUCGGGCUGUUGGAUCCAGCCCAGCUGGGCCGCACCAUGACCCACGAACACCUGACCAUGACCUUCGAGUGCUGCUACGUCCCCCCGCCGACUGGAGACGAUGCGGUGUCGGAGGCGCCCUUUGAGAUGCGGAAUAUGCACUGGCUUCGACAGAACCCGUACAGCAGCCAGGAGAACCUAUUGCUCUGCCAGGAGAUCGAGGCGGUCCGAGAUGAGCUGCAGUACUACCGGCAGGCAGGAGGGGGCACCAUCGUGGAGAACACGACCACAGGCAUCACACGGAACCUUCCCUCACUGAAGCAGCUGGCGAAGGACACUGGCGUUAACAUCAUAGCGGGUGCUGGGUUCUACGUUGAUGUGACUCAUUCGGACGAAACCAGGAAAAUGACCGUGGAGAAGCUGACUGACAUCAUCGUGAGCGAAAUCCUCCACGGCGCGGAUGGUACAGACAUCCGCUGCGGAGUCAUUGGCGAGAUCGGUACCAGCUGGCCAAUCACAGAGAGCGAGAAAAGGGUGCUCCGGGCCACUGCACACGCCCAGUCCCAGCUGGGCUGCCCCGUCAUCAUCCACCCGGGCCGGCACACCACCGCCCCCACGGAGGUGGUGCGCAUCCUGCAGGAGGCCGGCGGAGACAUCUCCAAAACGGUCAUGUCACACCUGGACAGGACCAUCUUUGACUAUGGCGAGCUGCUGGAGUUCGCCAAGCUGGGCAGCUAUCUGGAGUACGACCUGUUCGGAACGGAGAUGCUGGACUACCCCUUUGACCUGGAGAUUGACAUGCCCAGUGACAGUCAGAGGGUGCAGGCGUUAUCCUUCCUUGUGAAGGAGGGCUAUGAGGACAGGAUUGUUAUCGCGCAUGACAUUCACACCAAGAACCGCUUGACCAAAUACGGGGGCCACGGCUACUCGCACAUUCUGAAGAACAUCGCGCCCAAGAUGCUGACCAGAGGUAUAUCCCAGGGCCAGGUGGACAAGAUCCUGAUCCAUAACCCGAAGCACUGGCUCACAUUCAAGUGAAUCUAUUUUUAUACACAUUAGAUAUGUAGUAAACAGAAAUGAAUGGAUGAAAUCGUAUCACUUAUGAUUAAAUAAAAGCAUUUUUAUUUUCAAUGCCAUCACAGAGAGUAAUAAAUGCCUAAUAAAGCCGUUCUUGCACAGGACCUUAAAUUAAAGGCACUAUAUGAUCAACCAA